CACAUGGCAAGUACAUGCAGAGUACGGCUCUGGCCUAUGCAAUGGACGUUGGUAUUUAAUUUACCAAAACUUUACGAUAGAGAAUUUCCGAAUUUACAUUACCAUUUAAAAUAUGCAGAAUAUGAAACGCUUAGAUAUUUAAUUUCGAUUCGCCGUGAAAAUUUAAGAAAGUUUCUGGAAUUGGCAGGUGUUCAAUAUCAGGGGACUCGUUUGGUUACAGGUGGUGGAAUGUAUCACAACCAGAUGGGAGCCAGCGAGACCAAGAUGUAUUCUUUCGGAGGUCUGCCCCAUGAGUAGAGGCUCAUCACACCGAUUCCUCGUCCUGUGCCGGUGCUAUCGAUGGACAUGGAUAAUGCAAGAGCAAGAACGCCAAAUAAUGUUUCAUUCAAUUAAAGGACGUUCAUUGAGACUGCAGUUCAUCAGAAUAGACAGAUUUUGUCAGUUAGCUCUUCUUCUACUAGUGCUUUCCUAGUACAUGCUCAAUAACUAUUUCAUAAUGUUUUCGUUAUCAACUAGCAGUCAAACAAAGACAUUUCAGUUUGAUCCAAGCAGAGGAAUUGAUUUUGAGAAUGACAUAAAAAUUCUUCGGAGGUCAAGGCUGACCAAACUCUCUGAGUUUAUGACAAUGUUACUGUCAGCCGAGCGCUUCCAGCGAGAUGCCAAAUUAUCAUCAUUAACGAGGAAAGACAAGAAUCAACUCGCUCAGCAAGCUGAAGAUGCUCAGUUCUUUAGAAUCUUGCUGCGGAUGUUGAUGGAAGUUAGCAGGGCUAGUGGCUUAAAGCAAAGAGAUGACUUGAAGAAAGUCUACCAUUGGUAUCAACUCAAUAAGGAAGUCUUGCAUUGUGAACCGCACUUCAAAGGAGCAGGCAAGCAGCUAUACAAGCGUCCAGAGCUGAAAUUCUCAGCAGAUGCAAUCAAGUUUUACUCUGACCCUCCAGGAAGGAGGAAGAACAAUCAAGUGACCUUCCAGAUGACCUCCCAGCAGAGCAGUCCGAGGGUUCAAGGGUCAGAUGAAUUUGACGAUUUACGGAUAGACACCAGCAGACCAAAGACAGCACCAUCGAGCUUGAACAGACCAAAGAUUCAUAACUCACUCCGAAGUCCAAGAUCAGGUGAUGAUGAUGCUAGCUUUGCAGUCAACUACAUCAAUUCCUACCUCAACAAUCACUUAACUCCCAUGGCAACCAAGCUAGAUAGACCAACAUCGGCCAUGAGUGUCAUCCGCCACGCCCAGAUAGCAUCUCAGCAGAGGAAUGAGGACGAGGAGGGAGAGGUUCUUGUCGGUGACCGAUCUGCUCAUUCUCAAGCUGCAAGCCUCGCCAGUGAUUCAAACAUCUCAAUACAAGUACCAGACAGGAAGCAAGAUGGAGAAGAGAAGAAGGAUGAGAAUGAAGAUGAUGGGAGUGUGAAGAUGGAGGAUGAUGGAGAGGAUGCAGUGGAUGGAGAGAAGGAAGAAGAAGGUCCUGGUCUCUUUAAAAGGAAACCCCCAUUGACAAGCCUGGUAAAUCCUGUAGCUCAAGCCACGUUUGAAGAGGAAUCAUUCCACGGAGCCUUAGCCCCUGAGAUCAGUGAAGGCACUCUACUUAGGGUUCAAGUGGACAUGCCUAAAGCUACAGCCUCUAAGCAGUCUCCUGGUCCAUCAGAGGCCGAGAAGAAAGCAGCAUACCUACAACAAUGGCAUGAUUAUCAGCAACAGCAAGGGAUGACUGCCGGGGAUGGGACGCCCUCUGUUGAUAACGGAGAGAGAGUUGUCACUACCGAGGUACCUGAGAGAUUUACUCAAGAGGUCUUGGCAAACUAUGCAGCACAGGAAUCAUUUGUCACAGAUAAUGCUCCACGCAUCCCUGCCAAUAGUCUUGCAUCCCAGUCACUUGAGAAUUUCUACAAGAUGACAGAUAACCAUGAACCCAAGGUUGACCAGAAUCCUAUCUCAGCACAGUCUGCGCUAAGACUACAGAAAGCUCAAGAGGCCAAGAAAGUCACUAUAUCAGAAGAAACUUCUCACAAUACAAGGCAAAGAGCUCUAAGUGCAAGAAUAGAAAGACCAUCUUCUGUACAAGCAGGUUCUCUUGUUAUGUUAGCAGAUCAUGUUGGCGAUAAUAUGAUGGUGGAAAAAGAACCGAAUGGGCCUGAGGCACCUGCUGGUUUCCGCAGACCUUCAUCCAAGGUUCCACCAAAGAGACCUGCUACUGCACCCAGCUCCAAACCUGUUAGUGUCUCUGUUCCCAAGAGCUACGGUGGGAUGUCACCUCCUCCAAACAGCUCAGGAGAUUCCACCCCAGAGUACACACCCAGAAACAGGAGGGGUGAACCUAUAUUCACUUUACCUGAGGAAUCAGACUACAAUGUACACUUCAGAAGACAGGGUCAAACACCAGUCUCAGCCACUAUCCCUCAUUCUAUAUCUAGACUUCAAGGAUCCACAGUCCCAGACACAGCUAGAUACAAGUGGCGUGAUGAUGGGUAUGGUAACAUGACCUAUCGGAAAAUACACAGUCGAAUCCAGAGCGCUCCUGCUCAGAGGACUUCCUUGAGGACAGCAGGCUCAACCAGGGGUGGGAACAGACCUAGAACUGCUUCAGAGGCUUCUGCUAAGAAAAAAUGGCAUCCAUGCAAGGUGUGUGAGGACAGUAUUCGUCUACCACAGGCAGCAAGCCAUCGUAUGAGAACAAUGCAUCCUGCUACUGUGGCAAGUAUGAUGUCUAUUAAAACACUGGAAGGUGAUAACAGAAGAAUGAGAUCAAGGAUGGGACAUCGUCACACAGGAACUUAUCCUUGGGAAGAGGAACCAGUGGUAACAGCAAAUGAACCACCUAAUAUGCAGUACAUGUCGAUCAGCACACCUGCAGCCAUUAAAGUGAGAAAUGCUACUGAUGGGAGCAAGGCACCCAACCAGAGCACAGAGAGCCUGGUACCUAAAGACUCCCUACGUAGUCCAUCCAGAGACUCGUCUCGCCCUAGUCCAGUCCAGGGCUGGUUCAUGGGCGAUAGCUCUGCAGGAGAGACAACCACAGUGGCUGAUGGACCACCUUCUAACCAGGGAGGGGACAACAAUUCCUCUACCGUCAUGGCACCGAGUGAAAGAAGCUUUGGAGAGAUGUCAGACGGCGACCUUGCUGACCUGACCGAUCAGACCCUCAGCCCUGCUGACACACCCAGGACAAUAGAUAGUGGGGAAUACAGACCUAAGAGCAGGGUGGAUCUGAGUGUAGGGAAUAGCAGUGGAGUGUUUGGACAAGAGAUACAUGUACCACAGGCUGAUGUUGACUCUGGAUCACCUGAUCUCGCAACAAAAGAGGCUGAAGAUUCAGUGGAAGGCACACCUAGAUCGGACAUUGGCAAUGGUUCUGUUGGAGACACACCUCGCUCAGACAGUAAAACCGGUCAGGCUGAAAAUGUAGAGGUGACCAGCUCAGAUACUACGCCAAGAGAGACUGUUAUCAAGGGGGAACCCGAUCAAACUGGUUUUGAGCGGAUACAACCGGAGGAGGCUGGUCCUAAGAGUGCUGAAGCAGAGGCCGUUCCGACCGGAUCUGAAGAGAAUGGGGCGAAGCAGGAAGAAUCCGACACUGAACAAGAUACUCUUCCAUCAGUUCCACAUAGUUUCAAAGCCCAAGCUGUAGAACCUAGACCUCCCUCCUCCUCUUCCUCUUCCUCUACCAUUCAUGCUAUGCCAGACCAUGCCCAUUCCUUUGUCCCUGUGGAAAAGCAUGACAAAACAUCCCACCACCAGCAUCACCAAAGACAGCAUCCUCAUCCCCAUGGCAACCAUCAAGAGCAUCCUCAAGAUGGCCACCAAGGAGCAAAAGUAGUAUCCCUUGAUUUAGAUGUUAACCUGUAUGAGAGAAGUCCUAGUCCAGCUUCUACAAACACACCUCACCAUGCACCCACUGCAUAUAUGAAGCUUUCUGAAGCUGAGAAGAAGAAACUGAAAGGCCAACAUCCCACCGCUGCCACCAAUAUUCCAGAAUACCUGCUGAUGAUGCCUGCUGUAAGUAGUAAACCCUUGACACCACACAGUAGCAGACCAACCACACCCAGAUCAGUCACAUCUAGAACAGCCACACCCAGGUCACCAAGGGUUUCUCCUGCAACCAGCCCCUGUCCGAGGAACUCAAGGAGCCCUUCUCCGUCCUUCAGGUCACGAUCGCCAUCCAUGAGGUCACGAUCUCCAUCCAUUAGGUCCCAUUCACCAUCUAUUCGGACUCCAUCUCCUGUAUCUGUAAAUGGACGCCUCUCACCAAAUGUGAAGACAUCAUCACAAGGACAUGAUUCUGUGCACAGCUCUAGAAGCCCUAGUCCUACACUCUCCACAGCAUCACAGUCACUGAGACCAAAGUCUGCAGGGUCAAGGGUCACCUCAGCUCGACAACGAGAACCACCCGCAUCAGACACCGUGAUGACAGAGGAGACGAGAGAAGGGUCAGAUCAGGGCGGGACAGUAGGGGCUGGAGAUAGGAGUAACUUACCGGUGGGCCUGGUAUCAGGGGAUGGAGAGAGGAGUAGCUCACCGAUGGGCCUGGUAUCAGAGAGUAGGAUCAGUAUCACGGCUGAAGAUGAAGAGGUAUCAGCCAUUACUGAUACAUACGAUGACCUGGGUAUCAUCGAUGAUGAUGGUGUCAGUCUAUCUCCCUGCACACCUGAUAACUUCAGCCAGCAGGAUGGCUUCUCAUCUGGAGCAACGUCACCUUCUAUCACCAUCACCAUGGCAACAUCUGACCAGCCAUCUACCGUACCGCAGAUCUUGGUUAAAAGACCCAGCUCAGCUCCCGGGAUCAGGAGCGAUGAAGGGCAUUCAUCAUUAAGACUGUCAGCUGAAGAAUGUAAUGGUGGCGGUGGUAGUAGACCGUCGUCUGCUAGAGGUCGGAGACCAGUCUCAGCAAGGAGAGCAGCUUCACCUCAACCCAGGAGGCCCACAUCACCAAGGCCUACAUCUCCUAGGUUUACUAGACCUGUGUCUCCUAGAAGUAAGCAGAGAGGAUCACAGUGGGAAGGUAGACCUGUCCCUGCAUUUGGACAUUCAAACCCUGAGGCUGAAUAUGAGUCAUACCAGAAGCAACAAGAAGCUAAGAACUCGGUUCAGAUCCAGAAGCUUUUCAAUAAAUCCUCAACCAAGGAAGCUAAGAAAAGACUUAGUCAAGCUGAGAGGGCAAGGCAGGAGAAGAUGGGAAGGGAAGCAUUUGAAUCAGAAAGAGCAUACCUUGAGCAUUUAUGGAGGAGAGAGGUGGCCCUGUACAAGCGAGAUGAUAUCACCUUUAAGAACUUUGAGAAAGAGUACAUGUUGGAUAAACUCAACAGAAGUAAACUAAGACAAGAGAAACGUAACAUGCUACUCCAGGAACAAGCAGCUGAAAAUAGACGUCAAAUGGCCCUGCUCAAGAGGAUAGGACCAAGUGUAGAUAUUCAUGAGUUAUUCAAUGCCCAGUCCAGAGGUGUUUCUAAAGCUGUAAUGAAGAGAGCAGCUAUCAGUAUACAAAGGUUUGUCAGAGGAAUGAUUAUCAGAAAAAUGCUUGCCAAGGUGAAGGAAAAGAGUCGCAUCCAUGCUGGAUCUUUCAAGUCUUUCAUCAAGUACUAUUACAAUUUAAUGAAGAAGAUUGCUAGAUGGCAUGGUGUUAAGAAACCUAGGAUACAUCUAGACCUCUGGCAGAUGGAAGAAUUCAUGGAUAAAAAGAAAUAUUAUGAAUACAUCUUUUCAAAACGGAUCCACCCCGAGACUCAGAUGCCUGCCAAGGAUCUCCCAUCUUAUCUCAAGGAAUGUGAUCAUCAUCCUUCUCAAAGAGAGAUUAAUAACGCCAUACUAGGAGCAACCAAAAAGGAUUUCACUAAGCCCAACCUAAUGCUGAAAGAGAGGGAAGUGUCUGAGAUUGUCUUCAUGAUCUACGUCCCGAGAGGAACUGGUCUGGAAGCCAAGAAUGUCCGCAAAUCAACCUGGCUCAAUCCACUAGUUGACGGGGAGGAAGCAAGGAAAAUGAUGGGGACUGAUGAAGUAAAAAAUGUGGAGCUCUCCAAAUCACUGCAGCUGGUCUUCAACUCGAUGCAAGAACGCAAAGAACAGAAGAUGUACGAAGAUAGGAUCAGAAAGAGAGAAGAGGAAAAGAAGAGGCUGGAGAUGGAGGAGCAAGAAAAAGAGGAGGAACAAGAGAAGAAGCUGAUUGAAAGUGAAGGAAAGGGCGAGGAAACAGAUGAGAAAAAGAAAGAGAAUGAAAGUGAGGUGAAGGAGUCUUGUAAUGAGAAGGAAUGAAAGAGCAAAAGAGAAAUUAACAGAGAGAGUGUGACAGACAGAAUCAGAUACCCUUCUCAUAUAUGCUACAUUUUUUAUAUAAAAGCUAUGAAAGUUGCAACUAUUUUAUGUACAUGCUCUUUUCUGUGCCAUGUAUGAAGCAGGGUCUCAUGAAUUGAACAGAAUUUUCCUUCCAUUUCAUGCUUAUUACCAGAUAAGACCAUAGAAAAUUACUGCAAUAAAUAAAACUGUAUCAUUCUGAUCUUAUAAUACAGGGCCAAUUCAGUACCCAAGUCAGAAAAAUUAGUAUUUGACUUUAAAUUUUGCUUUAAUAUUAUAUUUUAUUGUAUAUCUAUUCUGAGCUGUGCAGAAUUCUAAGAACUUGGGUGCAUUUUAGUUAUGCAUAUUUCAGCAAUAACAUUCUGAUAUCACAAUUUUCCUCAAUAAGUAUUUUGGUUUACUUAAGUGAAAUGCUUAGUAUUGAACUGAAUAUGAAAUAAGUAAAUUAAUGGUACCGGGACUUGAAUAUCCAAAUUCUGAAAUGAAUACCAACCCGUCUUCACUUUUAUGCUGAUUAAGAGCUGCCAAAGGUAUAAUAAAAAGAAUUUCAGUGUACCGGAUUCUUUUCUUCAGACAAUAUUUUGUAAAAGCAGGUUUAAUACAAUGUAUAAGUCUCUUCCAAAAUUCACAUUAGGAUACACCUAGGGUGCUAAAACAUGUAAAGGUUUUAGGAUGAAGAUGCUUAAUGGCUCCAAAUUUUAAGUAGUACAGUCUUGACCAAAUCUGAUAUGCUGAAUAAUAUAUUUUUGUAAAAAGAGGCCUUGGAUGUUGCUCUUUCCAAUAGGGUGAGUUUUGUAUUUUUCAAAGAGGUUUAAUAUUCUUAUCUAAAGAAAACAGUAAUGGAUAUGAAAAUUCAGUUUUAAUUUUCAUCCUAUAUAUUUGGUAAUUGUGAUUGAAUACAGCAGUACAAUAUUUGAUGAAUGUGAAAUAAAAUGUAAAUUUGAAUUAUGAUGUAAUUUGUACCAAUGGUCUUUCAUAUAUGUAAAAUGCAUGAAUAUAUACUAAGGAUAAAUUUGUCAUCAUGAACACAUUUUGGGAGUUGGUUUUAUUUUGUAUAUUUAUGUAUCAGGAAUGUUUAUAUGAAAUGAAAUUGACUCAGAUUUGCCCAGAGUGCUUCAGAAGACAUCCAGUCUAUCAAAAUAAAUCCAUCCAGUUUUUUAAUUAUUCAUACAAAUAUAUUUUUUUUUCUUUAUUUGUUCAAAUCCGUCCAUGUUUACAGAAAUUCUGGCAAAUUACUGUAUGUUUACCAGGGCCCCGUUGCAUAAAACUUUUGCCGGAGUUUUUUUACGGCAAAAAAUCAGGAAACUACGGCAAAAAAAAAUUUGCCGGAGUUUUCCAUUGCAUAAAACUUUGCCGGAGUUUUUUACGGCAAAACUUUUAAAAAACUCCGGCAAAUCAAGUGAGUUUUUGCCGUAGCUCCUGUACCAACGGCAAAGUCCUAAAAACUCCGGCAAAGUCCUAAACUCUGGCAAAGUAGUUUCAAGAUGGCUGCUCUACUGUAUGCCAUACAGCAGGCAGCUGUCUUGAGACGGGAGCGAGUCUUUAGAGAUCGAACGCAUCCCUUGGAUAUCUAUGACGACAGUGAAAUGCUGAAGUUAUAUAGAUUCUCCAGACAGGGAUGCGUUCACAGCAUUAACAGACUCGCUCCCUAUAUUGAGCAUCCGACAAGAAGAAAUUUUGCUCUACCUGCAAGGUUGCAAGAAAAAACUAUGGCAAAAAUAAGUCUGGCAAAAGUUUUAUGCAACGGGGCCCAGGUUACAUCUUUAUUAUUAUGCAAACCAUUUUGUGUGUGUAAUGAAGUCUUCUCUUGGAAGGGUGGGAUUAAUAAUAAAGAAUUUCCCAAUUUGUAAAAGAGCAAUUCCAUAAAAUAGUCAACCGUUUUGUAUACCAUAUUUCAAUUUGUUCACCUCAUGAACUUAAGCCAUAAAUUAAGACAAUUACAACUGAAAUGAACUAUAAAACUAGGAAAAAUAUAGGUCUAUCAUAUGAGGUCGGAUGUACUUUAUGGAAUUGCUCUCUCUAUACGGUUGUGUCUGUAUACAAAAUCACUUAUACAAACAAAUUAACACCUUGAACGUUUAUAUAAUGUACCUUUUAUAUGCUUUUUUACAAAUCCUGUAUGUAUAUUUCUGUAUUAGCUCUAUAUAAAAUGUAUUUCAAUAUAUACCAUAUAAUAUAUAUCAUGGAAAAAUUUGUAAUACUGUAGAAAUUUGUGCUAAAACAGAAUGUGUGCAGUGGAAUAAUAUAAAUAUUCAUAUAUGUCAAAUUAUUACAAUAUAGUAUUUUGUAGUUUUGUUAAUACUUGUAUAUUGAUUCAUAGUCAUGUAGCCAAAAAUAUUAUCAGAUUCAGAGUACCUCUGCUCUCAAUUUACACUAUCCAUUCCAUUGCUUGUAAAUAAUAUGCUGAUAAUUCUUGAAACUA
Messenger RNA from Lytechinus variegatus (green sea urchin), 8702 nucleotides. RefSeq lists its product as uncharacterized. Gene Ontology annotation, molecular function: protein binding. The coding region runs from base 476 to 6241 and encodes 1921 amino acids. Lineage: Eukaryota; Metazoa; Echinodermata; Echinoidea; Temnopleuroida; Toxopneustidae. The record is from RefSeq and is a predicted model, not a curated record. The transcript is spliced from 32 exons.